CAAAAUUGUUGGAUUCUGAGCAUGUGCCCUUGGUGGUUGGAAUUUCAGGGAGAGUUUGCUCUGAAACCCCCAUAAACUGUGAGUUUGGUGGUUUACGAGCUGUAAUUGUGGAGCAAUGGGCAGAACAAAAGUUUUUGAAACGCAACGUGGAGGGUGAUUGGAGAUCGGGUUCUGCUUUGAUGCUUUCAACGUGCAAGGAAGUCCCCUGGUAUUUGGAUGAUGGGACUGGUCGUGUGAAUGUGGUGGGAGCUCAAGGUGCCUCAGGCUUUAACCUUCCGGCUUCAAGUGGGAUAUUUGAACAGUCAAGGAGAUGCCUCAAAUGUGAGACAAUAGAUUACCGCCCAGGCCUCAAGGUACUUGGAGUCAAACGAACUGAGUGGGUACUUCCAGUCGGUACUUCUUUGAGUGUUGUUGGCGAGGCUGUCAAAGAUGCCGUUGGUACCAUUCAAAUUCAAAAACCCCACGAUGGGCCAUUUUAUGUCUCUCCCAAAUCCAUUGACGAGCUCAUUGCAAGCCAUAGGAACUGGGGAAGGUUUCUCAAAUUUGCAUCUUUUUGUUUGGCUUUCAUCGGUCUUACUUUGAUUGCCAUGGAAUUUAAUGAAUACAUCAUGGAAAGACAGCGCCGCUUUGAAUUACAGAGAAGGGCCGUUGCUGCAGCUUCUGUAAGAACUGGGGAAGAUAAUGAAGGUUCAGACGAAGGGGCUGUUGAUGCAUCAAAUGGUACCAAUUCAUGUGUGAUAUGCCUUGGGCAGGAGUAUAGUGUUGUUUUUGUCCCGUGUGGUCAUAUGUGCUGUUGUACAAGUUGCUGCUUGAACCUGAGGAAGUGUCCCCUUUGCCGGCAACGAAUUGUGCAGGUGGUGAGGACUUUCCGCCCUUAA
Molecule: messenger RNA, 878 nt
Organism: Prunus avium (sweet cherry)
Lineage: Eukaryota; Viridiplantae; Streptophyta; Magnoliopsida; Rosales; Rosaceae
Source: RefSeq, a predicted model, not a curated record